Tuber melanosporum (Perigord truffle) is the source of this 1953-nucleotide messenger RNA. RefSeq lists its product as uncharacterized. The record is from RefSeq and is a predicted model, not a curated record. NCBI's taxonomy places the organism in Eukaryota, Fungi, Ascomycota, Pezizomycetes, Pezizales, Tuberaceae. The transcript has 3 exons. The coding region runs from base 48 to 1742 and encodes 564 amino acids. Gene Ontology annotation, molecular function: heat shock protein binding; ATP binding; misfolded protein binding. Gene Ontology annotation, cellular component: plasma membrane; cytoplasm; cytosol. Gene Ontology annotation, biological process: protein refolding; vesicle-mediated transport; cellular response to unfolded protein.
AACGUUUGAUCGGACGCAAGUUCAACGAGCCAGAGGUGCAGGCAGACAUGAAGCAUUUCCCCUUCAAGAUCAUUGAUAAGGGCGGAAAGCCAUUUAUCCAAGUUGAGUUCAAGGGCGAGACCAAGGUGUUUACACCGGAGGAAAUCUCAUCCAUGGUCCUUACCAAGAUGAGGGAGACUGCCGAGUCGUACCUUGGUGGCACCGUCAACAAUGCAGUUAUUACCGUUCCAGCAUAUUUCAACGACUCACAACGCCAGGCCACCAAGGACUCUGGUCUGAUUGCUGGUCUUAACGUCCUCCGCAUCAUCAACGAGCCUACUGCAGCUGCCAUCGCUUACGGUCUCGACAAGAAGGGCCAGGGAGAGCGUAACGUUCUUAUCUUUGAUUUGGGUGGUGGUACUUUCGAUGUCUCUCUUUUGACUAUUGAGGAGGGUAUUUUCGAGGUGAAGGCGACUGCCGGUGACACUCACUUGGGUGGUGAGGACUUCGACAACCGUCUUGUCAACCACUUUGUCCAGGAAUUCAAACGCAAGCACAAGAAAGAUCUCACUUCCAACGCCCGUGCUCUCCGCCGUCUCCGUACUGCUUGCGAACGUGCUAAGCGUACCCUCUCCUCCUCUGCUCAAACCUCCAUCGAAAUUGAUUCUCUCUAUGAGGGUAUUGAUUUCUACACCUCGAUCACUCGUGCUCGUUUCGAAGAGUUGUGCCAGGAUCUCUUCCGCUCCACUAUGGAGCCCGUCGAGCGUGUCCUUCGUGACUCUAAGAUCGAUAAGAGUUCCGUCCACGAGAUUGUCUUGGUUGGUGGUUCUACCCGUAUCCCCAAGGUCCAGAAGCUGGUGUCCGACUUUUUCAAUGGGAAGGAGCCCAAUAAGUCCAUCAAUCCCGACGAAGCUGUCGCCUACGGUGCUGCCGUCCAGGCGGCUAUUCUUUCUGGUGAUACCUCUUCUAAGACCCAGGAGAUCUUGUUGCUCGACGUUGCCCCACUUUCCCUCGGUAUCGAGACCGCUGGUGGUGUCAUGACUCCUUUGAUCAAGCGCAAUACCACUGUCCCGACCAAGAAGAGCGAGGUUUUCUCGACUUUCUCCGACAACCAGCCCGGCGUGUUGAUCCAGGUAUUCGAGGGUGAGCGCGCUCGCACUAAGGACAAUAACUUGCUUGGAAAAUUCGAGCUUACUGGAAUCCCCCCCGCUCCCCGUGGUGUGCCUCAAAUCGAGGUCACCUUCGACAUUGAUGCCAACGGUAUCUUAAACGUCUCCGCUGUUGAAAAGGGUACUGGGAAGACUAACCGCAUUACCAUCACCAACGACAAGGGCCGUCUCAGCAAGGAGGAGAUCGAGCGUAUGCUCGCGGAGGCCGAGAAGUACAAGGAGGAGGAUGAGGCGGAGGCGUCAAGAAUCCAGGCCAAGAACGGACUUGAAUCUUAUGCUUACUCUCUCCGUAACACAUUGAGCGACGAGAAGGUUGAAGAGAAGCUUGAUGCCGGUGACAAGGAGAAGCUCAAGAGUGCUAUCGAUGACACCGUUGAAUGGUUGGACAACAACACCACUGCUACUAAGGACGAAUUCGAAUCUCAGCAGAAGGAGUUGGAAGGAGUUGCCAACCCCAUCAUGAUGAAGUUCUACCAGAGCCAAGGUGGUGCUCCUCCUGGAGGCAUGCCAGGUGCUGGUGGCUUCCCUGGUGCUGGUGGGGCUCCCCCAUCUGGCGGUGGUGAUGAUGGUCCUCAGGUUGAAGAGGUGGACUAAAUGGAAGUCGAAUAAACCGCACAAAUACAUAGAAGUCUUGUUUGCGCAGUUUCUUUCUCUUGUUCUCUUUCUUCCAAUAAUGUCAUCCUGGGGUUUAAGAUAGGGGCGGGAAAAGUAGUGUGCUUUCUUUUUCUUUUCAUUCCUUCCUAUGGUUUCUUACACUUUUCCUCCUACCCACUUGUAUUUACGAAAGGUUUAUGGGUCUACGAAA